AUGGCACCCCUUCCUAUCACCUUCGCGUCAGGCCUGUAUGACCGCAUGGUCCCGCUUGCUACAGGCGAGGUACGUCCGACUGGCAUCGAUCUGAACUUCCUGGAGCUGGAUCACCCCCGAGAUGUCUUUGACCGUAUGGUUUCGACACAAGACUUUGACUGCUCCGAAUUAUCAACAUCAGAGUAUAUCACUAUGUACGCCGCAGGCAAACGAGACUUCAUCGCCAUCCCGGUCUUUCCCUCGCGCGCGUUCCGCCAUAGCUUCAUUGCAGUCAACGGUGAUCGGAUCAAGUCGCCAAAGGACCUCAAUGGUAAGCGCAUCGGCGUUCAGCACUACACCAUGACUGCUGCAGUAUGGCAGAGGGGGCUGCUACAGCAUGAUUACGGUGUAGACCUCAGUUCUAUAGAAUGGGUGGAAGGUAAAAUGGAAGGGCCGGGAUCGCACGGCAAGCCUUCUAGUCUUCCUGCCCUGAAGCCAGUUAAGAUCACCCAGAACACGAAUCCUGAAAAGUCGCUCAGUGAUCUUCUCCGCGACGGUGAAAUAGACGCCACCAUAGGAGCGGAUCCGCCAGAGUGUUUGAGCACGGCGUCUCACAUCAGGCGGCUGUUUCCGGAUUUCAAGCAGGUAGAGAAGGACUACUUCAAGCGGACGGGGAUAUUCCCAAUAAUGCAUCUGGUUGCUAUCCGACGGGACUUGUACGAGAAGAACAGGUGGAUCGCAACGAAUCUGUUCGAGGCACUAGACGACAGCAAGAAUCUUGCGAGGAAGAGGAUGAUGACGACGAGUGCUCUCAGAUAUAUGCUCCCAUGGCUGCCGGAGGCAAUCGAUGAUAUCAGGGAGACUUUUGGUGAAGACUGCUGGCCGUAUGGACUGGACGCGAACAGGAAGACACUCGAGGCGUUAGUCGCUUACUUGGAGGAACAAUCGAUGAUUGACAAGAAGAUACCCAUCGAAGAGUUGUUCGCGCCUGUAAGGCCUGCUAACUUCAGAAUCAGGUAG
This is a messenger RNA of Diaporthe amygdali, 999 nucleotides long. RefSeq lists its product as uncharacterized. Bases 1 to 999 code for a protein of 332 amino acids. The record is from RefSeq and is a predicted model, not a curated record. NCBI's taxonomy places the organism in Eukaryota, Fungi, Ascomycota, Sordariomycetes, Diaporthales, Diaporthaceae. The transcript has a single exon.